AUGGCCAGAACCAGGCAGACCGCUCGCAAGAUCACCCGUGGACCGCCUCAUCCGAUCAAUCAUCUUCAGGAAGUGCCCUACCAGGAAGAGCCCGAACAGCCGGAGGACUUACCCGAGUUCGUGGAGAUCGAGGACGAUGAUGACGAUGACUACGGCUACUACGAAGGAGGCUGGGUGGAUACUGACACCGAGGAGGAGCCCACGGAGAUGCCUGAGGACCACCCUAACACUGCAGGCGACAGCAAUGAGGACGCUGCAGGAGGAGACGGUGCCGAUCCAGGUGCCGCAGGAAGAGACUAUGCUAAAGAUGGAGAUGAUGACCCAGCUGCAUCCGAUGGUGGUGACGAGGAUCCAGAAGAUGAUCCAGAGCCAGCCAACGCAACUGACUAA
Messenger RNA from Panicum hallii, 390 nucleotides. RefSeq names its product secreted acidic protein 1A-like. The record is from RefSeq and is a predicted model, not a curated record. NCBI's taxonomy places the organism in Eukaryota, Viridiplantae, Streptophyta, Magnoliopsida, Poales, Poaceae. The transcript has a single exon. Bases 1 to 390 code for a protein of 129 amino acids.